GUCCCUCCACGCAGAGCCGCCCGAAGACCGCUGCCGCCGCCGCCGCGUUCGCUGCUACCGCUCUGCCACCUGAGGAGACCGCCUGGACUCGCCUCCCCGGUUGCCCUCGGCGAUUCCUUCCUAGCUCCGGGCUUUUGACGCACACUGCCACUACCAUUAUUACUGUUAUCCCGCGAGAAGGAGAAUAACAGACCAGCCUAAAGGAUCCACGGACACCUUUCCGAAAUACUCAAGUGUCUCCGGGGAAGAGAGGGUCGUCGGUGCCGGGAGGAGCAGCCCAGGGGCCGAGGACAGGGGCUGAAGCGGAGGGAGGAAGAGUUGGGGCACUGCGUGGUGGAAAGUUGCUCGCGGCGGAGAUCCGAAGGUCCGGCGCGCCACAGCCCAGGGGGGCGGUGUGUCUGGGAGAAGCCGCUGCCCCUGCGUUCGGACCUGCGAGCUCGCGGGCUGCGCGGGGCCGAGGACGACGCCCCCUCCUGCGGCGCGGACUCUGUCGGUGGCCCCCGGGGGAGGAGGAGGAGGAAUAUGGAAUCGAAGGCGGGCCCCUCCUGCCGUCUAGUCUUCUGCCUCUUGAUCUCCGCCGCUGUUCUCAGGCCAGGCCUUGGAUGGUAUACUGUAAACUCAGCAUAUGGAGAUACUAUUAUCAUGCCUUGCCGACUCGAUGUACCUCAGAAUCUCAUGUUUGGCAAAUGGAAAUAUGAAAAGCCCGAUGGCUCCCCAGUAUUUAUUGCCUUCAGGUCCUCUACAAAGAAAAGUGUGCAGUACGACGAUGUACCAGAAUACAGAGACAGAUUGAGCCUCUCAGAAAACUACACUUUGUCUAUCAGUAAUGCAAGGAUCAGUGAUGAAAAGAGAUUUGUGUGCAUGCUAGUAACUGAGGACAACGUGUUUGAGGCACCUACAAUAGUCAAGGUGUUCAAGCAACCAUCCAAACCUGAAAUUGUAAGCCAAGCACCUUUUCUUGAAACAGAGCAGCUAAAAAAGCUGGGAGACUGCAUUUCAAAAGACAGUUACCCAGAUGGCAACAUCACGUGGUACAGGAAUGGAAAAGUGCUGCAGCCCCUUGAAGGAGUGGUGGUCUUAAUUUUUAAAAAGCAAAUGGACCCGGUAACUCAGCUCUAUACCAUGACUUCAUCCCUGGAGUACAAGGCAACCAAGGCUGACAUACAGAUGCCAUUUACCUGCUCUGUGACGUAUUACGGACCAUCUGGUCAGAAAACACUUCAGUCUGAACAAGCAAUCUUUGAUAUUUACUAUCCUACUGAGCAAGUGACAAUACAAGUGCUACCAUCAAAAAAUGCCAUCAAAGAAGGGGAUAACAUCACUCUUAAGUGUUUGGGAAAUGGUAACCCUCCUCCUGAGGAAUUUUUGUUUUACUUACCCGGACAGCCUGAAGGAAUAAGAAGCUCAAAUACUUACACGUUGACAGAUGUGAGGCGCAAUGCAACAGGAGACUACAGAUGCUCCCUGAUAGACAAAAAAAGCAUGAUUGCUUCAACAGCCAUCACUGUUCACUAUUUGGAUUUGUCCUUAAACCCAAGUGGGGAAGUGACCAAGCAGAUCGGUGAUGCCUUGCCUGUGUCAUGCACAAUAUCUGCUAGUAGGAAUGCAACUGUGGUAUGGAUGAAAGACAACAUCAGGCUUCGAUCAAGCCCAUCAUUUUCUAGUCUCCAUUAUCAGGAUGCUGGAAACUAUGUCUGUGAAACUGCUCUGCAGGAGGUGGAAGGUCUAAAGAAAAGAGAGUCGUUGACACUCAUAGUAGAAGGAAAACCUCAAAUCAAAAUGACAAAGAAAACUGAUCCCAGUGGACUGUCUAAAACAAUAAUCUGCCAUGUGGAAGGUUUUCCGAAGCCAGCUAUACAGUGGACAAUUACUGGCAGCGGAAGCGUCAUAAACCAAACAGAGGAAUCUCCUUAUAUCAAUGGCAGGUAUUAUAGUAAAAUUAUCAUUUCCCCUGAAGAGAAUGUUACAUUAACUUGCACAGCAGAAAACCAGCUGGAGAGAACAGUAAACUCCUUGAAUGUCUCUGCUAUAAGUAUUCCAGAGCACGAUGAGGCAGACGAGAUAAGUGAUGAAAACAGAGAAAAGGUGAAUGACCAGGCAAAACUAAUUGUGGGAAUCGUGGUUGGUCUCCUCCUCGCUGCCCUAGUCGCUGGUGUGGUCUACUGGCUGUACAUGAAGAAAUCAAAGACUGCAUCAAAACACGUUAACAAGGACCUUGGUAAUCUGGAGGAAAACAAAAAGUUAGAAGAAAACAAUCACAAAACAGAAGCCUAAGAGAGAAACUGUUCUAAUUGUUGUCCAG
Messenger RNA from Mustela erminea (ermine), 2302 nucleotides. RefSeq names its product activated leukocyte cell adhesion molecule (gene ALCAM). Bases 523 to 2274 code for a protein of 583 amino acids. The record is from RefSeq and is a predicted model, not a curated record. Gene Ontology annotation, biological process: cell adhesion. The transcript is spliced from 15 exons. Lineage: Eukaryota; Metazoa; Chordata; Mammalia; Carnivora; Mustelidae. Gene Ontology annotation, cellular component: plasma membrane.